AUGGGUUACCCUACAAAAAUCCCCCCCAUACUUAUAACAAAUCUAGCAAAAAAUGCAGAACCUUUGUCACAGAGGAAUAAUAAAGCUGCAGAUGUUGCUGAUGGAGCUGCGAAAUCCAUAAACUUUUCAUGUAAGGACCACGAUGAUGUAGCUUGGAUCGGCAAGAUGAGGUAUGAUGCGUUGAUCAUGGAAAUCAAACGCCUGAAGAUACCUCUAAGAUGGUAUGAAGAAACAUUGGGGAAGGAGAAAAAGAAAGCAAAAUUCCACCUUCGAUCAGUCCAAAGAAUGAAAGUGAGGGUUUGGCUUGCGAAAGGAAAAGGUGUUCGAAGGUUCAGUACUUCGAAUGAGUCUGUGCAGAUGAGGGAAGCAGAAGCACGCAAAGGGUUUGACCUGUUCCGAGUUUGCAAGAUGUGUUGUCCCAAGCUACAACUGGGACGAGAUCGCCAUGGAGUAAACCGUCCCUGGAUAAAGUUCAUUUUGGGGGUUGUCAGUAUUUUGUUCGGAACAAAUGUGUGGUUCAUUUUGAGUACAUUUUUUGGCAUUUUGUGUGGGCUCCUGAAGGUGUAA
Molecule: messenger RNA, 567 nt
Organism: Prunus armeniaca (apricot)
Lineage: Eukaryota; Viridiplantae; Streptophyta; Magnoliopsida; Rosales; Rosaceae
Source: the annotation of a GenBank genome assembly